GAAAAGUGUUGUCUGUAGGCUCCCUGGUGACUGCUUGGGGCACCCUCUGUUUUUACAGGGCCAGUAUCAGCUCUACCUGUCCUGUUUCAUAUGGUGAAAUGGGUGACUGGGACAACAGUGAUGAAUUCAUUCAGCGACUGGAUUUUUCUAGUUGUGGUGAAGAGAGUGAAGGCAGAAGUGUAGAUGAGGAGGAUGUGCAGAGCUCAAGCCCUGCCAGGAGCUGUGAGUUCCAGCAGUGGCAAAGCAGCCGUCCUCUACCAGCAACCCCUCAGGGAAAGCUCAGUGAGAUUUUCCUGAACAGCACAAAAGCCUGGAUGAGUCCUACCCUGAAUGCUUCCCCAGCUAUGAGCAAGAGACAGGGUAAUGCUGAGACACCACUGCACAUCACCUGGAAAAAGCUGCAGCUGUGUGACACCCCGCACACCCCCAAGAGCCUGUUAUCAAGGGCAGCUUAUACUUCAUCUGAGACAAAGGUCCCACCCAAAGGCUUCCGACAUCUGAGAUUUACUCCUGGUGCUGACUUGGAGGACUCUGCCCAAGCUCCUCAUGUCAACAUUAAUCCCUUCACACCGGAGUCGUAUCGACAAAUGCUCUUCCUUCCUAAUGGCAAGCGGAAGACCAGAGGAGAGCUGAGGAAACCUGAUCCAAGAAGCCAGACAGAACAGGAGCUUCCUAUAAAGAGAUACCUUCUGAAAGAGAGCAAUAUGGUUUCCCGCUAUAAGAAAGAGUUCCUGGAACUGGAAAAGAUUGGUGUGGGGGAAUUUGGCUCUGUCUACAAGUGCAUCAAACGUCUUGAUGGAUGUGUUUAUGCCAUCAAACGCUCCAAAAGGCCUCUGGCAGGAUCCUCAGAUGAGCAGCUGGCUCUGCGUGAGGUUUAUGCUCAUGCUGUCCUUGGAUACCACCCCCAUGUUGUGCGCUACUACUCGGCGUGGGCAGAGGAUGAUCACAUGAUUAUCCAGAAUGAACACUGCAAUGGUGGGAGUCUUCAAGACGUGCUUCUGGAAAAUGCAAAGCUUGGUCAGUAUUUCCCAGAAGCAGAGCUGAAAGAAAUAUUGUUGCAAGUCUCCAUGGGGCUGAAAUACAUCCACAACUCUGGCCUUGUGCACCUGGAUAUCAAACCUAGUAAUAUCUUCAUCUGUCACAAACUGGCAGUUGAGAGCCCUGCUGGGCAGGAAGAGAGUGACAGUGAAGAUGAACUCACUUCUGGUGUGGUGUAUAAAAUUGGUGACCUUGGCCAUGUGACUUCAAUAACAAACCCCCAGGUGGAAGAAGGAGACCGAAGGUUCUUGGCCAAUGAGAUUUUGCAAGAGGAUUACUGCUAUUUGCCAAAAGCAGACAUAUUUGCCUUGGCACUCACAGUAGCUCUAGCAGCUGGUGCAGACCCACUGCCUCACAAUGGGGACAUGUGGCAUCACAUCCGCAAAGGCAAUAUCCCAUCAAUCCCCCAGAAGCUUCCAACCUGCUUUCUUGAACUCCUUGAGCUCAUGAUCCAUCCUGACCCAGUGGAAAGACCUUCUGCUACAGCUCUUACUAAACAUCCAGUUCUCUGUCCUUCACGUGGAAAAGCUGCACAGCUCCAGAAGCAGCUAAAUGUGGAAAAGCGCAAGACUGCCAUGCUGGAAAGGGAACUUAAAGCAGCUCGCCUUGCCCAGACUCUCAGGAAGGACCAGCCCUUAGGAAGUGUCAAGUUGCAAGAUUCUGAAACUUCUAAGCAGAACAGCAAGCGCCUGGUGGGAGGGAAGAGCUGUCGCUCAUUUAGCUUUACUUUGGGUUACUGAACUUUUAAGUUGUCCUGAAAUGCUCUGGCUGAUGAAUGGCCCUGUGAAAGCAGAGGGUCCCCACAGACCAAUAUCCCUUAUUAGCACUCCCUGUUGUGGUUUUUGGUUCCCUUGUUAGUUAUGAGAUGUUGUCCAAGGGAAGGAUGACUGACUUGUGAGAUUUAAGAUUAUUUUCCUUAGUCUCUUACCUGUUUAAUUUCUUGAGUAACUGGUUUUGUCCUAGAUUAAGAAUGAUUUUGCCAUGGAAGGCAAAGAAUGGCAUCUCUUCCACUGGUUUUCCUCUUCCUUUAGUUGGCCCCUGUUAUUGAUGUUUGUAUGUCUUAACUCUAGUCACCUGCAUAUCUUGAGAGGUGAGAUAGUGCCUGUAUGCAGAAAUGCCUUCUAUAGCUGGGUCCUCCUAAAAGUGGAGUAGUGAGAAUUAUGAUAGACAGUUUUAACUGUCUCAGGAAGGAAAUUUGUUAGACAACAGGCUGGGAUUUGGGAUGGAACUGGAGUGGCAUUUCAUUGAGAGGUACAAGGAGUAAAAGGCAACACUGAAUCAAGGGGGUUUACUGGUGGAAGUUGAGAGAAAGCUUCCCCUCCCUCAACUUUCUGGAACAAGCGUGUGGCUGUAAGUGUCCAUAGACUAGCCUGUGAUGCCUGACUUGUUUCAUGUCAGCCGGCAAGGACUCUGCUUUAGGUAGGGAAGGUGACAGUGGUGUGCUGGUAGGGGUGGGUGCCUUACCCGUGCCCCUCCCGCUAUCUUCGGCGUGGUGCAACUGCCUGCUAAUGGCAGCCGCAUAGCAAAGCUGCAAGGAAAUCAGGAAACGCUUCUUAGGCCCCACAUGUUUGAAGCUGCCUGUGUUAAGAAUGUGUUUAGUGUUUGCUGCGCCUCUCCUCCUGGCUUAAUGGAGUCCUUGUCGGCUGUAUGUCGAGCGCUGGGAGCGGCAUGUGGAUUGCACUGUGACUAGGAAGAGCCUCCAGUGGGAAACUCGGUUAUUUUGGAGUACUGAACUUUGUUCUCGAGUGUUGGGACAGUGAUGGCUUUUAAACUGUUACAAUUAUCCUUUAAGAAGCGAAACGUGCUAAUAAAGAUUUUAAUCCUUUUACCUAUAA
Pogoniulus pusillus (Red-fronted tinkerbird) is the source of this 2873-nucleotide messenger RNA. RefSeq names its product single-stranded DNA-binding protein, mitochondrial-like. Gene Ontology annotation, cellular component: nucleus; cytoplasm; mitochondrial nucleoid. The coding region runs from base 99 to 1778 and encodes 559 amino acids. Gene Ontology annotation, molecular function: single-stranded DNA binding; ATP binding; non-membrane spanning protein tyrosine kinase activity. The record is from RefSeq and is a predicted model, not a curated record. Gene Ontology annotation, biological process: regulation of meiosis I; negative regulation of G2/MI transition of meiotic cell cycle; protein phosphorylation. The transcript is spliced from 12 exons. Lineage: Eukaryota; Metazoa; Chordata; Aves; Piciformes; Lybiidae.